Messenger RNA from Conger conger (European conger), 2283 nucleotides. Its product is annotated as protein SSUH2 homolog. Bases 265 to 1419 code for a protein of 384 amino acids. NCBI's taxonomy places the organism in Eukaryota, Metazoa, Chordata, Actinopteri, Anguilliformes, Congridae. The transcript has 13 exons. The record is from RefSeq and is a predicted model, not a curated record.
CUAUUGUGCUUGCACUCUUCUUUCCAUUUUUGUUCUAUGUAGAUCCCUUCUAAUGUUCCUGCUUUCGUCAUUGUUAUGCAGAUGCUUACAGCGCUUCCCUUUAUGGUGUUGUAUUGCUAAAUAAAAACUGAAGAAAAAAAAUCGGACACUACUUCCGCAGAGAACUAAGCUUCGCUUUCUGGAAAGUGAAACUCACUUUGAGGACAGCGAGAGAGAAGACCAGCUUACCUCGGUCGUCGUCUUUAACGAUUGAAUCCACGAGAGAUGGACAGACGUCAAUUGUUAAGUGACCAAGAUGAUUUUCCAGGCCAGCAAUAUCAAAGUGCCUCGGGUCCAGGAUAUGGUGGCCCGAACGGGCCACAGGAUGGUGGGGCAUCGGCGCCCCCUUCAGAUACGAUGGACACGGUGCCAGGUUAUGAGGGCACCGGACUGGGAGGAAAUGACCUGCCUUACCAGGGCCCACCUCAGACUCCAGGACCCAGAAUGCCCGGGCCCCAAGCCGGCGACUGGCAAAUUCCCUCCAUCAGUGAGGAAGUGGCUCGAGAGGCGUUCCUGGAGUACGCAGGCAGCCAGUGCUGCUACAGCAGCAAGCCAGUGAAGGAGAUGGUGUUCAGUGACCUCCAGCCCCAUAACACAUACAGGUACCGGCUGGAGACCUUUACCGAAUCCCGCUCUACCGAGUGGGCAAGUGAGCCAUACACGGGUCAGGUGGUGGAUGGGUUUAUGGGUGUGGCUCCGGGACCCUGGGAAAUCCCCGUCAGCUUCCCAACCUUGUUUCAGAAAAGCAAAAAGGAGGUCCGUGUUCCCCACACCUCUUCUGUAAAGGGUUGCCACACAUGCAUGUCUCUGGGCAAAAUUCCUUGUAAGAAGUGUGUGACAUCAGGAAUGGUGCAGUGCUGGGUGUGUCACGGUUCUGGCAGGAACGCAGACGACCGCUGCCACUCCUGUAACGGGUCAGGCCGAGCCCGGUGCACUGCCUGCUCCGGUGUCGGCUCAAAGGCCUGCAAGACCUGCAAGGGGAGAGGACAGCUGCUCUGCUUCAUCAAGCUGGUGGUGAAAUGGAACAAUAACAUGUUUGAGAAGGUGGUCGACAAGCAGUCGGGGUUGCCGAUGGACCUGAUCAGUGCGGUCACCGGGGAGAUGCUGUUCUCUGACAUGCAGCCUAUGGUCUAUCCAGUGACUGGUUUCCCGGAUCACGCCAUCAGCCAAGCAGCAGAAAGGGGUGUGAGAGAGCACCAGGCCCAGUACUUCUCCUCCUGUCGCAUCCUGCAACAGAGGCAGACCAUCGAGUUGAUCCACAUCACGCGCGUGCAUUACAGCUGGAAGGAGAAGACCCACAUCUACUUUGUUUACGGGGCCGAGCACAAAGUGUACACUGAGGACUACCCUGCGAAGUGCUGCUGCUGCACCCUGCUGUGAGCCUGCCGCGCGCACUCAGUGGCCACGUCCCCCGAGCUGCGCUGCCGCUAGGCCAGCUAGCGCACGCUAGGUCUCCCUCAACCGUCCCUCAUCCUCCUCCUUCCACCUUUGGCCUCCUUCUAAUCUGUUUGGUCCUCGUCAGGUCACGGGACCUAAAGGAGGUGGAAAAAUACGGCCCUCUGGAAAUGUGACGUUAAUGCCAAAGAAAUUCGCUGUAAGGGAGCAGACAUGGGCCAGCAGUCUGAAUCUUUAACAUGAAUCACGAACCAGUAGUCCGAAUCUUUAACAUGAAUCAUGGGCCAGCAGUUUGAAUCUUUAACAUGAACUGUGGGCCAGCCGAGUGAAUCUUUACCAUGAAUUAUUGGCCAUUGCAGUUACUGAAAUGAUUACACAACACUUAAUCAAUUGGGGCACAUAAGCGCUUACAUUCCUUGGUCAAUGAAAAUAGAGUCUUUGUCUUCUUCAAUAUAAAAUAGCUAUAAAAUUAUUAAUUGUUACAAUUUACAUUAUCUUUGUAAUCAUCUUUCAGAGUAUGAUAGUAUAUGCACUGUUUAUUGAUAGUUUACUGUCAUGACUAUAAGUGGCUUCAGUGCCUCUCAUAAGCAUAUGCUCUUUGUCCAAUAUGGGAGUGUGCUUCAGCAGGAAGGGAAAUUUUUGUACCAAAGAUUAGUGUACUUCAGAGUGUUUUAUCAUAAGUUUUAAGUGUAUGGCUUAUUUGUUAAUUCAUAGGUUUUCAAGAAACAAAUUGUAUGUUCUAAUAAAUGUGUGCUUGUGCAAUAUACAUGCAAUAUUUCAUUUGAACUUAACAUUUUGCUUUGAUUCUUGCUUAUAAUUAUUAAAUAUUGUAUGAAGGUUGGACAGAAA